This is a messenger RNA of Ilex paraguariensis (yerba mate), 2312 nucleotides long. Lineage: Eukaryota; Viridiplantae; Streptophyta; Magnoliopsida; Aquifoliales; Aquifoliaceae. The record is from the annotation of a GenBank genome assembly.
AGAGAGAAGAAAAAACUUGGGAAAAAAAAUGAGCGGCGUUCACAGGGAUUAAGAAGGAGGGGUUGGCGCGAACUUCAACGAUGCUUCUGGAGCAAAUGUCAACUGUGGCCCCUCGGGAAUAAACAUUGCAAUGACAACUAGUAUAGCCUCUGGAACUGGCAAAUUACAAUUUGGGGAGACGGUCUGCGGGGGACAAAGUUGCAGGCAAGCUUCUCGUGUUUCUGGUAUAGCCUUCCAGAGAUGUAUGCCAAAGAAGCUUUCUUGGCCAUAUGGGGUGUCCAAGUUCUUGGGGAUCCAGAGAUGCAACUAUUCCUAUUUUCAAAUUUCUGAGAAUCAGAGGCCCCUUAGAACAAUCAUUGCAGCAUGCCUGAAAGAUGAUUCUACAAAGUAUUUUGAUUUUUCUGUUAUCGGUAGCGGAGUUGCCGGUCUCCGUUAUGCCCUUGAAGUUGCAAAAUAUGGAACUGUUGCCGUGAUAACCAAGGCUGAGCCUCAUGAAAGCAACACAAACUAUGCUCAGGGUGGUGUUAGUGCCGUGUUGGGUCCUUCUGAUUCAGUGGAGUCUCACAUGCGGGAUACAAUGAUAGCAGGGGCUUAUCUAUGCGACGAAGAGACUGUCAGAGUCGUGUGUACAGAAGGACCUGAGAGAAUUAGAGAAUUGAUUGCUAUGGGUGCGUCAUUUGAUCAUGGGGAGGAUGGAAACUUACAUUUGGCAAGGGAAGGAGGUCACUCUCAUCGCAGAAUUGUGCAUGCUGCUGAUAUGACAGGAAGAGAAAUUGAGAGGGCACUGUUGGAGGCAGUAGUAAAGGAUCCUAAUAUCUUUGUGUUUGAACACCAUUUUGCAAUAGACUUGCUGACUGCACAGGAAUGUUCUGAGACGGUUUGUCUUGGUGUCGACACUUUAAAUACUGAAACCCAAGAGGUGGUUCGAUUUAUUUCAAAGGUGACUUUGCUCGCAUCAGGUGGGGCUGGACAUAUCUAUCCCACAACUACAAAUCCUCCAGUAGCCACUGGAGAUGGAAUGGCUAUGGCCCAUCGAGCUCAAGCUGUAAUUUCGAACAUGGAAUUUGUGCAAUUCCACCCCACUGCCUUAGCUGAUGAAGGCCUUCCAGUUACACCAAUCAAGGCCCGAGAAAAUGCCUUCUUAAUCACUGAAGCUGUCAGGGGUGAUGGAGGCAUCCUCUACAAUUUAGGCAUGGAGAGGUUCAUGCCCUUGUACGACGAGAGGGCAGAGCUUGCUCCUAGGGAUGUGGUCGCAAGAAGUAUAGAUGAUCAGCUCAAGAAGCGAAAUGAGAAGUACGUAUUACUUGACAUAAGUCACAAACCUAGAGAAAAAAUUCUUUCUCACUUUCCUAACAUAGCUGCUGAGUGCCUGCAAUAUGGCCUAGAUAUAACCUGCCAACCAAUUCCAGUGGUUCCUGCUGCUCAUUAUAUGUGCGGAGGAGUUCGUGCUGGGCUCCAAGGGGAGACAAAUGUGCGAGGUCUUUAUGUGGCAGGUGAGGUUGCAUGCACAGGUUUGCAUGGAGCAAACCGUCUUGCUAGCAACUCGUUGCUUGAGGCACUAGUAUUUGCAAGAAGAGCUGUGCAGCCUUCAAUAGAUCAGAUGAAGAGCUCUCACACUGGAAAUGGUGCUUCCGAUUGGUGGGCUCGACCAGUUGUGCCCAGGUCACUUGGGAUCAAUAUAUUGGGCAAAAUCAAUACUAGGACAAGGGAAGUGAGAAAACAAUUGCAAUCCAUAAUGUGGAAGUAUGUUGGAAUUGUUCGGUCAACAACGAGGCUGGAAACUGCUGAGCAGAGGAUCGGGGAGUUGGAAUUGGAAUGGGAGACCGACUUAUUUCAGCAAGGGUGGGAACCAACAACAGUGGGGAUCGAGGUUUGUGAAAUGAGAAACCUCUUCUGCUGUGCCAAGCUGGUGAUAAGCAGUGCCCUUGCAAGGCACGAAAGCCGUGGGCUGCACUACACCAUUGAUUUCCCUCAUUUGGAAGAAAGCAAGAGGCUGCCAACAAUAAUCUUCCCUUGUUCACCUGUGAAUAGCACUUGGAGUUCACGGCAACUACAUCAUCAACAAAUGUGUUAGAACUGUACAGGGCUUAUUUAACUGGUCACCCCUGCCAAAACAUAUAUGCACUGGGUUCCAUUUAUUGUCAUUUUUACUUUAGAUUAGCAUUCAAGAAACCUUCCACAAGAUUAAUUUUGUAAUCUUUGCAUUGUUGGUGCAUUCCAAAGGUUGUUUUUCUUUUUCUUCUCUCUUCUUGGACUAAACGAGACUGGUGAUAUAACGUGGAUUUUUAAUCUAUGUAAUCACUCAAGAAUCA